Messenger RNA from Lodderomyces pseudojiufengensis, 2106 nucleotides. RefSeq names its product Kar3p (gene KAR3). The transcript has a single exon. Gene Ontology annotation, biological process: microtubule-based movement. NCBI's taxonomy places the organism in Eukaryota, Fungi, Ascomycota, Pichiomycetes, Serinales, Debaryomycetaceae. Gene Ontology annotation, molecular function: microtubule binding; microtubule motor activity; ATP binding. The record is from RefSeq and is a predicted model, not a curated record. The coding region runs from base 1 to 2106 and encodes 701 amino acids.
AUGGACAAAGAAAAUGACUACAAUCGACUACUACAGUCAUCAAAUUCGAAAUCGAAUCUACGGUCACCUAAUUACAACAUUCAAAAAGGUGUAUUAAUCCCACAGAAAAACCACAAUCACUCAACGUCUCAACAAGUCUCAUAUACUCGUAAAUCAGCUCAACAAAAUAAGAUGAGAAAACUAUCAUCAUUGACGACUCAGUUCAGAUCACCAGAAUCAUCAAUUACUCCAUCAGAAACAUAUUCAUUAAGACAAAUUUAUAAUGAGAAAGUAAAUGACUUGGAUCAAAUUUCUACUAAUCUCAUCACCGCAAAAAAUCAAGUAGAAUCUCAAAUACUAAAUAAUUUCAAUAUUGAGAGCAAGUUUCAAUAUAUCAAACAAAACUUGGAUCAACUAAAUUUGAAUUUCAAAGACUUAGAGAGUUUUGAAAAAGAUUCAUUGAAUAAUUUGAACAAAAAAUUUGAGAUUAGCAAUCAAGAAAUGAUAAUAAAUCAUCAGAAAUGUUUAAAUGCGAAAAAGGAAGAAAUUACCAAUGAUAUCGACAAUAUCUUGAAGGAAAAAGAAACAAUUUAUUUGAAUCAAAUCAAGGACAAAGAACAAGAAGUGGAAGUAUUAAAAAAUAAAUUGCUUCAGUUAGAAAAUGCUAAACAACAGGAAAUUAAAGUGAUAGUUAAAGAACAUGAGGAGAAUUUCAAUAAUCGAGAAGUCGAAAUCAAUCAAAAUAUAUACAAGAGAAAAGAAGAAUUUGCAAUUUUGAGUGAAUCAAUUCAGGAUAUUGCUACAAAAUUAAAGUCAUUACAAGAUGUCGAAAAUCCUAAAAGAAUAAAAGAACUAUCAAGAUUUAAUUCAACUAUGAAUCAAUUAGUAUUAAAGAAUUCAACCAAACAAAAAGACGUAAAUAAAUUGUUGAAUGAAACAAGUCAUAGACAGCAGCAGAUAUCCAAAUUGGACCAAGAAACAUACAACAGGAAAGAAGAGUUAGAAAGAAUGAAGGUUGAAAUUUCACAAAUGAAAGUUAAAUUAAUUUAUCAAGAAUCCACCAGAAGGAAACUACAUUCAAAAUUACAAGAUUUGAAAGGUAACAUCAGAGUGUAUUGUCGUAUUAGAUCAGUUUCAAAUAAAGAUGAUCUUUUCGAUUUUGAAUUAAAUGAAGACAAUCUAAAUUAUGAUGCAAAAGAAGAGUUGAUAAUAAACAAGUCAGUCAACAAUGGAGGUAUAUCUAAUUCUAAAAGUCAAUUUAAAUUUCAAUUUGAUAAAAUUUUCUCAAUGACUCAAUCCAAUGAAGUUAUAUUUGAAGAAUAUUCACAAUUGAUUCAAAGCUGUAUAGAUGGAUUGAAUGUUUGUGUAUUUGCAUAUGGUCAGACUGGUUCUGGUAAAACUUUCACAAUGUCUCACGAAAGAAAUGGUAUGAUCCCAUUAUCAUUAUAUAAAAUAUUUGAUUACAUUGAGGAGUUGAAAAAACAAGAUCCAAAUUGGACAUAUUCAAUUAAUGGUAAAUUUUUAGAAAUCUACAAUGAAAAUAUAAAGGAUUUAUUGAAUCUUAACUCAAAUUUGAAAUACGAAAUCAAACAUGAUGAUGUAGCCCAAAAAACAACAAUAAGUAAUAUUACAACAACUGAUAUCACAUCAAUAGAUCAAACAAAUUCCAUAUUGAAUAGAGUGAACUCAAAGAGAAGUACAGCAUCAACAAAAUCAAACGAUAAAUCAUCAAGAUCUCACUCAAUUUUUAUAUUUGAAAUAAAUGGUCAUAAUACAAAAACAAACGCAACUACAAGUGGUACACUUAAUCUAAUAGACUUAGCAGGAUCUGAAAGAAUCAGUCAAUCCCAGGUGGAAGGUGAAAGAUUGAAAGAAACCCAAUUUAUAAAUAAAUCAUUAUCUUCUUUAGGUGACGUUAUAUCAAGUUUAAAAUCUAAGAAUUCAAAUACAAGUAAUCAACAUAUUCCAUUCAGGAAUUCAAAAUUAACUUAUUUAUUAAAACACAGUCUUAGUGGUAAUUCUAAAACUUUGAUGUUUGUUAAUAUUUCUCCUUUAUUAGUUAAUUUAAAUGAGACCUUGAAUUCAUUGAGAUUUGCUACAAAAGUAAAUAAUACAAAAUUAACUUGA